AUGUCGACUUCUUUUAGAUUGCCCUACGGUUACAGAGCUGCGCCAGAGUGGCCUUCCCUGUAUUGGCCUUUUGGUCCCGGUUUCGAUCCGUUAAACCUCAUUGCAGACAUUCCCCACUCAUUAUACUAUCUUUCAGGUAUAUGGGCGUUUGUGAUGCUGGCCAAGUCCCGAACUUUAAAGUGGUACAUUUUGAUCACGAUACCUUUUAUAUUUGUACUGGGUGGAUCGGUGGCCUCCUUUGUGAUUGGUAGCAUUAUGGGUGUGGCGCUCGCAUUUGUAUAUAAUGCGGGGUUCUUUGUCAUGUCUACUUGGAUACCGUUUCUAUGGGCUUUGAUCCAUAUACUAAUCGUGCUUGUAGGCUCUUAUUCCACCAUCACUGCUAUUCUUUAA
This is a messenger RNA of Mucor mucedo, 390 nucleotides long. RefSeq lists its product as uncharacterized. Bases 1 to 390 code for a protein of 129 amino acids. The record is from RefSeq and is a predicted model, not a curated record. NCBI's taxonomy places the organism in Eukaryota, Fungi, Mucoromycota, Mucoromycetes, Mucorales, Mucoraceae. The transcript is spliced from 2 exons.